AUGACAUCAAGCACAAUAUUGACGGUUAUCCUGGUGAUAACGUGCGCAAGUCUCACGGCAGAUGGCUCCGGCUUGCGUCAAAUCAUCACGAGAAACGUCAGCGGGGUGCGACUGAACGAUGGCCACCUCAUGGAGCUCGUGGAAGAGCAGACGUGCUCGGCUACGCUAGUUCGUCUCACCUGCAGGUCACUGACUUCCUUCGUUUUCGUUCUCGAAGCCAGAUACAUACCGAAUCAAACGAACGCCUGCGUUUACGAUCGAGAAUCCUGGUGCAAAUACAAAAAGCUCUUCGCCACGUUGAGGGUUCUACAACUGAGACGGAGCUUUCUCAUGAAUACUUACGGAUACGGCAUCGACGAAGAUUCGUUGGACUUUCGAAAUACAGUUAACCGCAGGUGCUCGGGACAUCCCCAUUGUCGAUAUAGAGUGAUGUCUGAUCAUCCGGAAUCGCUUUUCUGGAAACCUGCGAACAUACGAAUAAAAUAUGCUUGUAUACCAGAGACAUCGGUGUUCAAAUACUGCAACGCCGAGCUGCAAGUGCCUGCUGGCCCAGGUGGUUUCUUAAAGUCGCCUGGCUACCCACUCUACUACGUCGGCGAAAUAACGUGCGGCUGGACAUUUAGGUCACAACCCGGUCAAAGGAUACUACUGACAUUUCACGAUCUCAACAUUCGAGAGCACGAAAGGGACGGAAGUUGUAUCGACAUCGUCAGAGUGCGAGACGACGGCAAUACACUGUUCGAGAGUUGUGGCACGGCUGCUGGCGUGAAAAUCAUAUCGAAUACGAACGUUGUCACACUCAACCUCAUUGCAUCCAAGAGGCUUUAUUCUGCACGAGGAUUUUUUCUACAGUAUCAGGUUUUAGGGUGUCCCGACGUGACGGCGCCCCCAGGCAGCUACGUCUCCAACGGAAGCCUGGACACGAGAACCUUUCUGUGCAGAGCCGGUACAUUGUUCCCCGACACCGGACAAAGGACGCGCACGAUCCAUUGCCGGCACGGUAGUUGGGAGCAAAGUGUUUCUGAUUUACCCGCUUGCGUUCGUGCUUCGUCGGUGCUAAUCGUGAGCAGUGAGACGGACGGCACUAAUCGUCACAGAGGCUUAUCGGGCGGCGCUGGCAGUAGCGACACUAACGCUACUACCGGUUCAAGCAUCCUGGAUUUAACAACGAGGACUGAAGGAGCAUCCGAGGCAGCAGUUGUCAAAACUGCUAAUUACAGCAUCAUGGAUCAGACGAAGUCAUCCUUGAUCAAAGACGGCGACUAUGUUGUAGACGUUAUCUUGCCGGCAAUACUGAUUGUACUACUACUUGCUGGAAAUGCUGUUAUACUUUACAUCAUUUCCCAGUACAGAAAAAGGAAUGUGGACAAUAAUUUCAGAAAAACUCCAGCGGAAGUGCAAGAAGACAUUGCUCUAAACGCAACAUCAAGAAACAAUUCUCAAGUUUGACUGUGGCUUCUGAGAGACCUACCAGAGUGAAACUCAUCUCAGCAUCAACGAUUUAUCGCCAUCGAAAAACACUUAUCGACAUUUUUAUCUACUUUCUUUACAUGCAGCUCGACAUCAACGUUUUUUAUUCAUUGCUGAUUGUUCCACAGUGAAAUAGACAAUGUAUAUGGAGUUUCAAACUAACUUUAAAAUAAUUUUAUAUUUGCAACCGAUUUUUGUAUUUUAAUUUGCAUAGUUCUCAGUAAAACUUAAGUUUAAAGUCUACUGAAAAUGUAUGUUUUUAAUGAUUAAAUGUUAACUUACGAUUAUAUACAAUGCAAUCUUUGCAAAUCGAAAUUUUAUGAAAAUGUAUUAUAAGUAUAGAGAUACAUAAAAUAAAUAUAUUAUAUUUCGUCCAAAUUGUAUCUAAGUUAA
Molecule: messenger RNA, 1863 nt
Organism: Phymastichus coffea
Lineage: Eukaryota; Metazoa; Arthropoda; Insecta; Hymenoptera; Eulophidae
Exons: 8
Coding region: 1-1449 (482 amino acids)
Source: RefSeq, a predicted model, not a curated record